Molecule: messenger RNA, 5753 nt
Organism: Blastomyces dermatitidis ER-3
Lineage: Eukaryota; Fungi; Ascomycota; Eurotiomycetes; Onygenales; Ajellomycetaceae
Product: autophagy protein Atg13
Exons: 4
Coding region: 1812-4736 (974 amino acids)
Biological process (GO): piecemeal microautophagy of the nucleus; protein localization to phagophore assembly site; autophagosome assembly
Cellular component (GO): cytosol; extrinsic component of membrane; Atg1/ULK1 kinase complex
Source: RefSeq, a predicted model, not a curated record
CAACAAGGUACAUGUACAUGUAACUAUGGUAUGGUAUGGUAUGGUAUGGUAUGGGCAACGGGUGAGGCAGCCAGUUGCGGUCAAGCAGCCUGGGCUUCUGCCUCGUCUGAGUCGUUCUGGAGCCUUGGGGUCUGUGGUUUUGGGGGUUUGGUUUGGGAGUUCUGGGGCGUCUGGGUUCUUGCUGGCGGUUUAGCCAGUGAUAGACACGUUGUGUUGUGUGCCUUGCCCAAGCGUCGUCUGGCCGCUUGUUUCAUUUGUCCAUCGGGAGGAGGGUGAUUGGAGAGGUUCUGGGGGGUGGGUGUUCUCGUUAUCUUUUGGUCUGGCAUUGAUGUGUUUUCGGGGCAAUAUAUUUUUUUGCCGCAUUUUAUAUAUCCACAUCAUCUCCUGCUUAGUUGCGUGAUUUGACUCUCAGAUGACUGGUAUCGGCGAGUGACUUGAUCAUACCGUAUGAUACCAUACCGAACGGAGCUUGUAUUUCGCCGAUAUGCGGAGACUCUGUCCCGUCCGCAAGUCAGCAUAUCCUAUUGGUUAUACCUCCGGUCUACGCAAAGCCAUGAAUUACAAGUGGUAUUAUGGGCCAUAAUGCACGGUACAAUACCCGGUAACAUACGAUGACAACCACCACGGCCAAAGCAUCUACUUGCGGGUAUAAACAUCUGGCAAAACAAAAAGGCAAAGACGAGGACGAAGAACAACACAACAACAUCAUCAUCAACAAUAGGUAUCUGGAAUAUUCUGGGGAUUGAGUGAUUGACAGUAGACCCAGGCAGAACUCUCCAGGUCUGCAGCACCGCAUCCUCUCCGCAGCAGAAUAAAUACACCACCCUUGUUGUGACCGUGCCAGUUGUGGUUGGCGCCGUCGAGUCAGCUGUUGUGCGUCACUCCAAACUUCCCCGUCUCGGUCUCCCCCAAACUUUCUCCUACUACACUACUACUACUAGUUACUACUACUACCACUCACCUCCCAAACAACCCAUCCUCAACCUCAUCCUCAACUUCAACCUCCACCCUCCCACGCCACAACCCCUCGCUCCUCCUACUAGCAGCUCGCCGUCUUCCUUCUCCCCUCCCUUUUUUGAACAAGUGGUAGUACUCCGGAAGAUGUGCCACUAAAGUGCUAUUCCCCCACAUUGGGAGGAAUCCACCGCACAUCUUCCCGCUCCUUGGGUCGAUUUAAUAUCUCGAGAUCCAGUUCUCCCCUUUUCCUUGAUUCCACUCCCUGUAACAGCUCCAACCCACCCGAUAUCUGCCUGGAUCGCCUGUUUCCUGAGCUCCUCCAUGCUAUCACAAUAAUGUUCCCUGCACCGGGCUGCGUUCUCGCCCUUGUCAAUUCCGACUAGCUAGCUUUAAGCCGUGCCCUCAUACAAGGCUAUCCGCUCGAUUCAGCGAUCAGCUACUAGCUACCGGCUACCAGCUAUCUCCAGCACACCCCUGCGAAUCAACCUAGUGUUGCCUGCGUAUGUUGUCAACUAUCGUUAACAUGGACAGCUGCCAAACGCAGAAGCCCGAUACCUUUUUCCCUCCUGCCUGAAAAUAGUCCGCUUUUUCCUCACCUCACAUAUAUACCUCCCUUCUUAUCUCGACGGCUCCAUCUUCCUAACCCUCAGGCGAACCCUAAACCUCCAUCAAGCCCAACGGGAAUCAAUAAAAUACCCAGUCUCGAGAUUCCCAGUCGAACUACCCUGAGGACCUUGACGGUUCACCUCUCAGAUAGCUUCGGACUUCGACAUACAUUCCAACCCCCAAUUCUUUCUUGCGAAGUCACCUUGAAAAAAAAAAAAAAAAAAGAAAAGAAAAGAGAAGAAAACGAAAUGCAUCAACAUCCUCGUCCUCCGCCGACUACGGCGGCGUCUGCCAAUUCCUCCAGGGCCAACCCAGCUCGCACAAACAACCCUCUGGGUCCAAGUGCAGAGUCGAAUACAUCACAAGCUGAGGUCCCAUCUAAUGUAGCUCCUGGCAGAGAGAUCGUCGCCAAGUUAAAUCAGAUCGUUCAACAAUAUCAUACGAAGGCUGCUUUGAUCAUACUGCACUCCCGAGUCGAUCUUCCCCCCGCGUACAACAAAGAUUCGGAUAUAAAGAGGGUAAAUAGAUGGUUUAAUGUUGAACUGGAGGAAACCGAUGUUCUUCGAGAUGACCUACGGACGUGGAAGUCCUGUGACACCACCGACCGUCGCCCUCCACCGAUGGUUAUUGAGACCUACCUUGAUCCGGAUGAGUUGACACACAACCAGAGCCUGGUGAUUCUUGAUGGCCAUGGGAAACGCUGGGAUGUUCUCGAAGCUCUUGAUGCCUCGUUUUCUUACAAGGGGUCUCAGGAUACUAGAUAUAGUAGAGUCAUUCUAGAAAGGUGGAAAGUUGAGCUUGGGGAUGCAUCAAGUGAUCUACCCGCCGAUCUCGGCUCUAUACUCCCAACUCUCUACAAGAAAAGCAUCGUACUCUUUAGAUCUCUUUAUACGUAUUCUCGCUUCCUCCCUGCUUGGAAAUUCUCCACACGCCAAUCAACAAUGCGAUCGAACCCGAGCCUGCCUAUCCGCUAUAGAAUAUACAAAGGGUCCCGGUCAGAAACUCAUCCGGGGCUCGACCCUUUGAGCGUCCCGUUCUACGAUGACGCUGGUAAAACCACGGAGACUUUCGUCUUCGGCGUCACUGAAUCACCUGCAGGCCCAUUUUCCGUUCAAGUAACAUAUCGGUUGAACUGUGAUUUCAGGGUAGAUGACUCCGAAGCGUUAUUGAGUUCUAGGUUCAUGGGAGCGGACGACACAUACUUUAGACCCUCUCUGCCCACUGAGGAUCACUUCCCCGGCGGAACAAACGAAGCUGGAUCCCUACCUGUUGCUAGACGAGAAAAUGAGCGACCAAACAAUGCCCAAGCCUAUGGAAGUUUAUCGACUUUCCAUCAUGAAGUUCCUGCAACGGGGGUCAGUCCAUUAUCAGCCCUUCGCGCGGCUAGGGAGCUUGGAGCUGGGUUGUCUGGAUCUCCGAUAUCACCUCCUUCGCCCAAGCCUGGACAGGCAAGGCCAGGUAUCUACCCUCGAGACGGUGUCCAUUCUGCCCAAAGAAAACCUUCGAUUUCAUUCCCCCCUUUCAAAGCUCCACCUCUUUCCGCGUCUCCGUCGCUUGCAGAUCCUGCCGUUGGAUCCCCCCGAAGUGCAUCUGUUCGCACAGGGCCAGUGAACGUCCCUUCCGAUAGCAAGACCAUGCCCCCUCCUGCUAGUGCUGCAUCUGUCACACGAAAAUCUACUUAUGUUUCCUCUGACAACGCCAUUGCCUCGUCAGGGUCUGGCUCCCCUCGACCUGCGCCUAUCUCCAAGUACACCAGUUCUUUCACUCAUCGAAGAGGGAGAUUGUCAUCUGGUGGAAUAAGCAAAACAGAUGAUGAUAAUACCUCGAGCGGAAGGGCUAGUGCUACGUCGUCCACCGCCCAACCUAGCUCCGGAAUCAUUGCGGAACCGGGAGGUGCCAGUUCUGGCUCUUUGCACGGAGAUGAAAGUAAUAUCGGGGAAUUCCUCAAGAUGCUUGACAUGCGAAAGGAUUUACUAAGCCCAUCCGAUCCCGCUACCAUGGAUGCAUCAACCCGGAGGACUGCGGUUGCUCUCACGCGAUUUCAAAAGAUGAAGGAGUCAAACGCCGUGUUGUCUGAUUCCAUGUCGUCUUCACUCGUACUCCACCGGUCAUCUACCUCGUCAAGUAGGCAGCUCCCCAGUGUUCCACCCAUGAUUGCUGGCACAUCGAUCUCGACAGCUUCGUCUCCAGGAAAACCAAUUUCACCGCAUACGCCACAUACGCCUGCCAUUCCCUCCCGUCUCAGCUCGAACAGUAUAAUUGACUACUCCCACCAGGAUCGUCCAGACAACCGACGCCACCGCCUUUCUCAUGAAUCACACGGAUCGAUGCUGGAGGAAGCACCCACCGAAGCACCCACAACGGAACCCACCGCACCUAAUUCUAACGCCAAUGCAAUUGACAUCCCCACAUCUCCUCGCCCGUUCAUUCCUAGCUAUCGACGUUCCAGUUCUGCUGCUCAAAGAAGGUCAAGUGCAGCCCUCGAGGAUGAGACAGCCGAUUUCCUGCCUUUCGGAAUGAGAAGUCUAAGCCUCGGAGCUGAAGAUAGAUCACCUCUCAGCCUGAGCGCUCUGGUACGCCAACAAGAGCUGGACAAUGAUGCCGCUGCACCUGAUAUGCUCCAAACCACCCAACGUGUGUGUGACGACUCCAACAACUCUGACGACGUUUCCACCUCAACUAAGUACCGUGCACCCAGCACCACCUCUAAUCAUCCAUACCAGCCGCGAUUCUCACAUCAGCGCGGCCGAGGCUCCACAGGACAUGCCCAUUCGCAAAGCUCAGUAUCCAGCAGUCUAGGGCGCGGGAACGCCCUUCCCUCAUCCCACGGGGCUGAGCGUGAUCGGGACGCCUACCAGGGCAGCGGCAGCAACAGCGGCAUGUCCACCAAUACCGACUCACGCCGUGGGCUGGGCAGCGGCGGUGGAUCCACACAACGGUUCAGUUUCACCCGCUACCAUGGCCCACCAUCAGCCAGUAAUUUGGAAGACGAUGAACCACUUCUCUUUACCAUGAGUGAUUUUGGUAUUGCACGGGGUAGUCUCGAUGGUGGGGGGAGGGGCAGUUUAAGUGGGGCUGAUUCAUCAGGUCCUGGUACCGGUAUUAGUGGGUCGAGACGUGGAAGUGGACGACGGGGACCUUCGAGCGGUAGCGGGUUUCAUGCUUGGCAAUAAUUGAAAGAGAGGCGGACACUAUUCAAUAAUGUUUCUACGUCCGUGUAUAGCUGCGAACAGCGGCCGCGGAAUUGUUUUUAAAGACUGUCACGAACGGGGAAGCAGAAGAGUCCUGGAACCCCCUCUUAAAAGCCGGAACUACUCAUCACUUGCACUUGCACAUGUGUACCCCUAACCUACCCGCCCUGCGCUAUGCCAUCCAUCUCGGAUAUAUAUUCCAAUUUUUCCACCAACAUUUCUUUUUGCUGACGCGAGUUCAAUGUUUCCAGCUACACAACCAACCCAAACGACACUCAUAACCAACUCGAUUGGACCUUCAAUCAUCUCUCCAUCAUGCAUAUAACAUGCGUGCGCGGCUGUAGAUUCCAGCUAUAUAACCACUAUCCCACCCUUUUUAUUCUAUCUUCGAUAUCAUUCAUCAUACGUUUUCUCUUUUUUGGAGGUUUGCUUGGCCAUUCGGUGUUUCUAUUUUCCAUUAUCAUUUUCCAUCUAUUCUGAAACUUAUCUAGAAUUCCCCUUUCCUCUCAGUACCAACAAGCGGCGCUUUCAUUUCAUUUCAUUUCAUUUCUAUUAUGUGUGUUUUGUGAUUUUAAUCACAUAAUAAUUGGAUUUCUCAAGCCAUUUCUGUUUUUUUAAAGCUCUCUAUCAGACCAGCUAUUGCUCUUUUUUAAUUUUUAGCUGAUUAGCUGUGUUUUUGUGACUUUUUGUGACUUUUUGUUUAUGAUCACUCAUACUGGCUGGCCUCUUAGCAUUUUCCUUUUACUUCAUUUGAUAUCUCUGAUAUAGGAGAUGAGAGAAAUGGGAAUGAAGAUGAAGAAUAUCAAGCCGUAAGGCGCAAAGUUUGAAUAUAUUUCAUAUAUUAUAUCUUUCAUUAUAUAUCUUAUAUUCUGUUUUCCACUCCUCUCAUUUUACUUUUUAAUCAUUUUUUCUCUUUAACAAAAAAAAUUCCUCUCUUCACAGGUUUUUUCUUCUCAUGGUUAUCUAAAACAUGCAGCUUUUUUUUUUUUUUUUUUUUUU